UCACAACAGCAUACCUGUCUCAGUAUGCUUCUUAGUGGUGUGCUCCUUUCUAACUGUAGACUAAAUUAAUGUAGCUAUUGUAUGUUGGUGAGAUAGUCGUUGUGCGUCGAGCGCUGUGUAGGUUUAAAUAAUAUUAAAGUCUUUUCGCGCCUUUAACAACUAAACUCCAAUCAGAAAUGGCUACAGUAGUUGCUCAGUCCCAUUUUAUCUUCGGCCUAAGAACAGGUGUGACAAAUAAUUUAUGUUUCUUCGAUGAACAAACUGUCGUAUUCCCCAGUGGAAACAACUGUGUGUGUUACAACACCGUCCAGAAAUGCCAGAGGUUCAUUCCGGGCUCAGAGAAAAGUCGGGGCAUGCGUGCUCUGGCUAUCAGUGCCAAUCGGCGGUACCUGGCAGUGUCAGAGUAUGGUGAGAAGGCCACCGUAACAGUGUACGACCUGCAGCAUGAGCAGGGCAGGAAGAGAAAGGUUCUGACUGCUGGCGAUACGCUUGUUCAGGAGUUUGUAUGCAUGGCUUUCUCCCCUGAUUCCAAAUACCUGAUAGGUCAAACAGGCAGCCCAGAGUGGAUGCUGAUGUUCUGGCUUUGGGAAAAACAAAAAGUCCUGGUAUCUGUUAAGACCACUAACUCAAAUAAUCCCAUUACUCAGGUAAGCUUCAACCCUUACAACAACAUGCAGGUGUGUGUGAGUGGAACUGGUGUGUUCAAGCUGUUCCGCUACUCAGAGGGAGCCCUGAAACAGAGCAGCUUCCCAAAGGUGGAGACCAUCAACUUCUUGUGUCACACCUGGACAGCAGCAGAGCAGGUGAUCGCUGGAACGAGCACAGGCAGGCUGCUGGUGUUUGAGUCUGGAAAUCUGCGAAGAGAGAUCAACAUAACUUCGAAGACUGUGCAGGAGCAGUCUGACAGACAAAUGGAGAUAAAAAAGAACAAAGACACUGAUGUGGAUGAAGCCCCCACUGUCUCCAGCAUCACAGCCAUCCUGUCGUACUCCAAGGGCUUUGUGUGCUCGGUGGGUCCUGGUACUGUCUGUCUAUUUGAAAAGACAGAAGAGGACAGUUAUAGAAAGAGCAGGGACAUACAGAUUCCUCCAGACCCGUACAGAAAUGAGGUGACCCAGGCUGAGUGCCAGGAGAUUGAUACCAUGUGCAUCAGUCCAGCAGAGGAGACUCUGGCUAUCAGCACAGACCAAGCACAGCUAUACAGCAUCAGCCUGUCUGCUGUGGACAUGAACAAGGAAGAAAAACAUCAUUUUGAGUUCCUGUUCCAGUCCUUUCACUCCAAGUCCAUCACUGGUUUAUCCAUCUGCAUCCGGAAGCCCCUCAUAGCUACUAGCUCUCUGGACCACUCUGUCCAUAUCUGGAACUACGAGACAAAAGUGCUGGAGCUGUAUAAAGAGUUCCAGGAGGAGGCGUAUAGUUUGGCCCUGCAUCCCACUGGCCUCUUCAUCCUGGUGGGCUUUGCAGACAAACUCCGGUUGAUGAGCCUACUUAUCGACGACAUUCGCACCUUCAAGGAGUUCACUGUGCGCGGCUGCAGAGAGUGUGCUUUCAGCCAUGGUGGCCACAUGUUUGCAGCUGUCAAUGGAAAUGUCAUUCACAUAUACUCUUUCACCUCUUUUGAGAAUGUCCUCAAUCUAAAGGCCCACAACAGGAAGGUCUGUGGCAUUGAAUGGAGCCUGGAUGACAGCCGGCUGGUGUCAUGUGGGAUGGAUGGUGCAGUGUAUGAGUGGAACACACAGACCGGCAAGCGUGAGUCAGAGAAUGUCCUCAAGUCCUGCAGCUACACAGGUGUUGCCUUCUCUUCAGACUGCAAGACCAUCUUGGCUGUGGGGACACACCUCACACUGAAGGAGAUCCAAGACUGUCAGGUCCUGAGGGAGGUUCCUGACACAGCCAUUGCAGUGUCUCACUGUGGUAGGGUCAUCUUCACCGGAACCUCCAGUGGAACUAUCAGGGCCAUUAAAUACCCUUUACCCAUCCAGAAGGAAUGGAUCACGUACCAGGCCCAUUGUGGCCCUGUCACCAAAGUGAGUCUGAAUGCUAAUAUAUACUGUCAAUGCAGGGUGUGCAACACCAGCUGUCUGUUGAUGUGGAAAAUCAUUGAUAAGGAGGGUCGAGGACUGAAGAGCAGCAAGCAGAUCAUCCACACUGAAGAGAUCCUUGCCACUAAGUCAGACCUGGAGGAAAAGAUGCAGCAAAUGCUGGAGCUGAAGAUGCACCUGGAGGAGCUGCAGAUGGAGAACGAGUACCAGCUCCGCCUGAAAGACAUGAGCUACAAUGAGAAGAUAAAAGAGACUUCCGAUAAGUUCACCCAGCAAAUUGAGUCUCUGAAAGCUGCACAGCAGGCUAUGGCGACAGAGAUGGAAAAGCAGGAGCAUGAGUACCAGGAGAGUUCUGCAGAGGUGACUGUGAAACACUCCAAAGAACUGAAGGAUUUAGAGUUAUCCUACAGCCAGAAACUGAUUGUGGAACAUGAACGGUACCAGGAUCUUCAGCAUAAACAUCAAAGGAUGCAGGAGGACUAUGAGAACCAGCUAAAGUCUGCAGAGGAGAGCAAAACCCAAGCCUUGGAGCGGCUGACACAGCACUACGAGGCCAAGCUGCAGGAGAAGACUCAGCUCCUGGCUCAGUGUCAGGAUGAUGCACAGCAGCAGAUCCGUGAGUUUAAGGAGAUUGUAAAGCAGGUAGAGGAGGAUGAGGAGAAGAUGAUCCAUGACAUCCAGAUCAAGUAUGAGAAGAAACUACACACAGAAAAAGAGACCAACACAAAUCUCAAGGGAGAAACUGGUAUCAUGACACAAAAGCUCUACAGUCUGCAGAGGCAGAUUAAUGACAAGAGCACAGAUAUAAACAACCUGGAGAAGGAGCGGCAGGGGCAGCUGGGCUUGAUCCGCUCCCUGGAGAGCGACAUUGAGGACCUGAAGAGGCAGAUUGCUGGGCAUGAAAAGACCAGCCAAGACAAGGAUAACACCAUUGCCAGCUUGAAGAAGAAGAACCAGGAACUGGAGAAGUUGAAGUUUGUUCUUGAUUUCCAUUUAAAUGAGUUGAAGAAGCAGAUUGAGCCUCAACAAGAUGACAUCAGUGAGAAGAAGGCCAGGAUCCAUCAGCUGGAGGAGGAGCUGGUGCAGAUUGACAAGAGCAACACUCAGCUGAAGCUCAUUAUCUCUGAGCUGAGGCUCAAACUGAGGACCAGAGAUAAAGAGAUGCACAAGGAGAUGCAAAAAGCGAAAGAUCUGGAGACAUAUCUUCAGCGGCUCAAGUCAGACCUUCAUAGCUGUGCUGGCUUCAUCCAGGAUCCAAGGAAGCUGAAGGACAGCGUGCAGAUGAUGUAUGCCCGCUACGUACCGCAGACCAAAGAGGUGGAGAAAAGCAGUGUAGACGAAGAUAUUCAGAGGGUGUUCUGUCGCCAGCGUGAUCACCUGGAGAGGACUGUUAAUAGUCUCAAGAUGAAGCUGGCCAAGUCAGCUGAGGAACAUGAGAAAGUCUAUGUCAGAAUCAUGAAGGAGAAUGUGACCCUGAUUACUGAAAUCAAUGAACUGCGUAAGGAGCUGUUUGCACUGAAGACUCAGAUUAAAGAUUACAAAGCUCAGCUGGCCACAUUCAAGAAGUCCAACAAGUCACGUCCCAGCUCAGAGCCAAGUUCCACACAGAAGGCCAAACAUGAAGACGUCAGUUAACAUCCUCCAUCAGCCACUCCACAGGCGGAAAUGCCGAGGAUUUCUAAUCUAUCAUGAUGAACAGCAGCAUUUUUAAUUAUACAAAACAUUUGAAUUUUAGACCAUCUUAUAGAUGCAAACUUGUUUUUUUAUUUAGAAGGAUCCUAAUUUGUCUAAAAUGUCACUCUGGAAUUAUUUCAAAGGUUUUACUAAAAAUAAAAAGUCAUGUCAAUUUGAAGACAAGCUGGUUUUUCAAAAGCUGACUUUUUAAGAUAUUGUAUUUUUCCUUGAUGUUUAAGUAUUAACAGCGAAGACCUGACACAAGCUCCUUCUGGCUUGAUCUGGCUGUUCCCGUGUCCACUGUGCACAACAUUGUCAAGAGGUUUACAGCCCAUUGGAGCUGUAGCCAAUCUCCCUGGAUGUGGACAAAAGAGAAAAACAGAUGACACAUCGUAACGAAGGAUUGUUUAGUGGAUAAAGAGCCUCGAUCAACAUCGAAACAAAUUCCAGCUGACCUGCAGGACCAGGGUGCAUCAGUGUCCAUUUGCACUAUCUGUCACCAUCUGAAUGACAAGAGACGCUAUGGUAGGAGACCCAGGGGGACCCACUGCU
Molecule: messenger RNA, 4268 nt
Organism: Monopterus albus (swamp eel)
Lineage: Eukaryota; Metazoa; Chordata; Actinopteri; Synbranchiformes; Synbranchidae
Gene: cfap57
Product: cilia and flagella associated protein 57
Exons: 22
Coding region: 177-3677 (1166 amino acids)
Molecular function (GO): protein binding
Source: RefSeq, a predicted model, not a curated record